This is a messenger RNA of Pseudoliparis swirei, 4929 nucleotides long. RefSeq names its product extracellular calcium-sensing receptor-like. The transcript has 16 exons. Gene Ontology annotation, biological process: G protein-coupled receptor signaling pathway. The record is from RefSeq and is a predicted model, not a curated record. Gene Ontology annotation, cellular component: membrane. Lineage: Eukaryota; Metazoa; Chordata; Actinopteri; Perciformes; Liparidae. Gene Ontology annotation, molecular function: G protein-coupled receptor activity.
AUGCCUGAUCCACUAAGAUGCUCAGGGAGCAUUGAUACCCGUGAACUGCGCUUCUCACGCGCAAUGAUCUUCGCCAUCGAGGAGAUUAACAACAGCACGGAGCUGCUGCCGGGCAUCAAACUCGGUUAUCAGAUCUAUGACUCGUGUGCCUCUGUGCCUGUAGCGGUGCAUGUGGCAUUCCAGCUGUCAGGCGGCCUGGACCCGGUGUUUUACACCGGCAACAAUUGUUCACAAUCUGGUAAAGUGAUGGCCAUUGUUGGUGAGUCUGGGUCCACACCAUCCAUCAGCAUGUCUCGCAUCAUCGGGCCCUUUAACAUUCCUCAAGUUAGUCACUUUGCCACUUGUGCAUGCCUGUCUGAUAAGCAGCAGUAUCCAAAUUUCUUCAGAACCAUCCCAAGUGACAAGAUCCAGGCUGACGCACUGGUAAAGCUGGUAAAACACUUUGGUUGGACUUGGAUAGGUGCUGUCCGAUCGGACUCGGACUAUGGUAACAAUGGCAUGGCGUCGUUCCUAAACGCAGCACACAAAGAGGGGAUCUGUGUGGAAUAUUCUGAAUCCUUCUAUCGGACACAUCCACGAAGCAGGAUCCAGAGAGUAGCUGACAUUAUCCGCAGGUCGACAGCUAUUGUUAUUGUGGCAUUCACAUCUACUGCAGACAUGAGGAUUCUGCUGGAAGAGCUGUCUCUCAAGCCCUUUCCACCUCACCAGUGGAUAGGCAGUGAGGCCUGGGUAACUGACCCAGACUUGCUGAGGUUCAGUUUCUGUGCUGGAGCAGUCGGAUUUAGCAUUGAGCAAUCCGUUAUUUCAGGUCUGAGAGACUUCCUGCUGGAUUUCUCUCCCUCUAAAGUGACUGCCUCUCCAAUGUUUACUGAGUUCUGGGAGGAUGCAUUCAACUGCAGGCUGGGAAAAACAGCAGCCACAGAUAAGACUGCGUGUGAUGGAACUGAAGACCUAGAAACGAUCCAGAGCCCGUACACUGACACAUCUCAGCUCCGAAUCACUAACAUGGUCUACAAGGCUGUUUAUGCAAUAGCACAUGCCAUUCAUAAUGCAGUGUGUCAGGAAACAACUUCUAUAACCCAGUGUGACAAACUGAGCAGCAUAGAGUCCAAACAGAUUCUCACUCAGUUGAAAAAAGUCAAUUUUUCCCAAAAUGGUUAUCAUGUGUCAUUUGAUGACAGCGGGGAUCCUGUGGCCACAUACGAGUUGGUUAACUGGCAAAAAACUGAGAGUGGCAGCAUUGAGCUGGUGGUAGUAGGGCACUACGAUGCAUCACUGCCAGUGGGACAGGAACUCCGUAUCAACAAGAACCUCACCUGGGUGGAGGGUGGCACACAAGUGCCUGUGUCAGUGUGCACUGACAGCUGUCCUGCAGGAACUCGUAAAGUGCUGCAGAAAGGAAAACCCAUCUGCUGUUAUGAUUGUAUACCUUGUCCUGAGGGGGAGAUUAGUAACGCUACAGAUUCCCCUGAUUGUUUCCUUUGCUCCAAGGAAUUAUGGCCCAAUGAAAAGAGAGACACUUGUCUCCCAAAGCCUGUAGAGUUUCUUUCCUUCAACGAGGCCCUAGGAAUCAUCAUGGCGGCAUUCUCAGUUGGUGGUGCCUGUCUUGCCAUUAUAACAGCGGCUGUGUUCCACCGUCACAGGACAUCCCCGAUUGUCAGAGCCAACAACUCUGAGCUGAGCUUCCUGCUGCUCUUCUCUCUGACUCUCUGUUUCCUAUGCUCCUUAACCUUCAUUGGAGCACCCUCUGAGUGGUCCUGCAUGCUGCGCCACACAUCGUUUGGGAUCACCUUCGUCCUCUGCAUCUCUUGUGUUCUUGGAAAAACAAUAGUUGUGUUAAUGGCUUUCAAAGCUACUCUCCCAGGUGGUAAUGUUAUGAAAUGGUUUGGUCCUCCACAGCAAAGGAUGACUGUAGUGUCUUUCACUUGUAUUCAAGUUAUAAUAUGUACUCUUUGGUUGGUUCUUAGUCCUCCUUUUCCAAUGAAAAACCUAACCACAUACAAGGAGAGAAUCAUCCUGGAGUGUGCAUUAGGCUCAGCUAUUGGGUUCUGGGCUGUGCUCGGGUACAUCGGCCUGCUGGCUGUCUUUUGCUUUGUGUUAGCUGUCCUAGCCCGGAAACUACCUGAUAAUUUUAAUGAAGCCAAGCUUAUCACCUUCAGCAUGCUGAUAUUCUGUGCAGUCUGGGUCACCUUUAUCCCAGCAUAUGUCAGUUCUCCUGGGAAAUUUACUGUGGCUGUGGAGAUAUUUGCCAUUCUUGCUUCCAGUUUUGCACUAAUAUUGUGUAUAUUUGCUCCAAAGUGUUUCAUCAUAUUGUUUAAACCAGAGAAAAACACCAAGAAACAUUUAAUGAACAAAAAGGCUGGGCUUACAGAGGAUAGGACUGGUGUUGGGGUCAGCACCGAAGACUCAUCUGUGAAAUGUGAGCUCCAGGGUAUUCUUCGUCGACCUGCUUUCUCAAUGGAUGGUGACUACGUUAUUGGGGGUGUUUUCGCCAUACAUUACUCCAUGCACACGAUGAAGCAUAACUACACCACCAUGCCUGAUCCAGUAAGAUGCUCAGGGAGCAUUGUUACCCGUGAACUGCGCUUCUCACGCGCAAUGAUCUUCGCCAUCGAGGAGAUUAACAACAGCACGGAGCUGCUGCCGGGCAUCAAACUCGGUUAUCAGAUCUAUGACUCGUGUGCCUCUGUGCCUGUAGCGGUGCAUGCGGCAUUCCAGCUGUCAGGCGGCCUGGACCCGGUGUUUAACACCGGCGACAAUUGUUCACAAUCUGGUAAAGUGAUGGCCAUUGUUGGUGAGUCUGGGUCCACGCCAUCCAUCAGCAUGUCUCGCAUCAUCGGACCCUUUAACAUUCCUCAAGUUAGUCACUUUGCCACUUGUGCAUGCCUGUCCGAUAAGCAGCAGUACCCAAGUUUCUUCAGAACCAUCCCAAGUGACCAGUUCCAGGCUGACGCGCUGGCAAAGCUGGUAAAACACUUUGGUUGGACUUGGAUAGGUGCUAUCCGAUCGGACUCGGAUUAUGGAAACAAUGGCAUGGCGUCGUUCCUAAACGCAGCACACAAAGAGGGGAUCUGUGUGGAAUAUUCUGAAUCCUUCUAUCGGACCAACCCACGAAGCAGGAUUCAGAGAGUAGCCGACAUUAUCCGCAGGUCGACAGCUAUUGUUAUUGUGGCAUUCACAUCUCCUGGAGACAUGAGGAUUCUGCUGGAAGAGCUGUCUCUCAAGCCCUUUCCACCUCGCCAGUGGAUAGGCAGUGAGGCCUGGGUAACUGACCCAGCUAUGCUGAGGUUCAGUUUCUGUGCUGGAGCAGUCGGAUUUGGCAUUGAGCAAUCUGUCAUUCCAGGUCUGAGAGACUUCCUGCUGGAUGUCUCUCCCUCUAAAGUGGCUGACUCUCCAGUCCUUACUGAGUUCUGGGAGGAUGCAUUUGACUGCAGGCUGGGAAAAAGUGAGAAAACCACAGACAAGACUGCGUGUGAUGGAACUGAAGACAUAGAGAUGAUCCAGAGCCCGUACACUGACACAUCUCAGCUCCGAAUCACUAACAUGGUCUACAAGGCUGUUUAUGCAAUAGCACAUGCCAUUCAUAAUGCAGUGUGUCAGGAAACACAUUCUAUAGCCCAUUGUGACAAACUGAGCAGCAUAGAGUCCAAACAGGUUCUCACUCAGUUGAAAAAAGUCAAUUUUUCCCAAAAUGGUUAUCAUGUGUCAUUUGAUGAUAGCGGGGAUCCUGUGGCCACAUACGAGCUGAUUAACUGGCAAAAAACUGAGAGUGGCAGCAUUGAGCUGGUGGCAGUAGGGCACUACGAUGCAUCACUGCCAGUGGGACAGGAACUCCGUAUCAACAAGAACCUCACCUGGGUGGAGGGUGGCACACAAGUGCCUGUGUCAGUGUGCACUAACAGCUGUCCUGCAGGAACUCGUAAAGUGCUGCAGAAAGGAAAACCCAUCUGCUGUUAUGAUUGUAUACCUUGUCCUGAGGGGGAGAUUAGUAACGCUACAGAUUCCCCUGAUUGUUUCCUUUGCUCCAAGGAAUUAUGGCCCAAUGAAAAGAGAGACACUUGUCUCCCAAAGCCUGUAGAGUUUCUUUCCUUCAACGAGGCCCUAGGAAUCAUCCUGGCUACAUUCUCAGUUGGUGGUGCCUGUCUUGCCAUUAUAACAGCGGCUGUGUUCCACCGUCACAGGACAUCCCCGAUUGUCAGAGCCAACAACUCUGAGCUGAGCUUCCUGCUGCUCUUCUCUCUGACUCUCUGUUUCCUAUGCUCAUUAACCUUCAUUGGAGCACCCUCUGAGUGGUCCUGCAUGCUGCGCCACACAGCGUUUGGGAUCACCUUCGUCCUCUGCAUCUCUUGUGUUCUUGGAAAAACAAUAGUUGUGUUAAUGGCGUUCAAAGCUACUCUCCCAGGUGGUAAUGUUAUGAAAUGGUUUGGUCCUCCACAGCAAAGGAUGACUGUACUGUCUUUCACUUGUAUUCAAGUUAUAAUAUGUACUCUUUGGUUGGUUCUUAGUCCUCCUUUUCCAAUGAAAAACUUAACCACAUACAAGGAGAGAAUCAUCCUGGAGUGUGCAUUAGGCUCAGCUAUUGGGUUCUGGGCUGUGCUCGGGUACAUCGGCCUGCUGGCUGUCUUUUGCUUUGUGUUAGCUGUCCUAGCCCGGAAACUACCUGAUAAUUUCAAUGAAGCCAAGCUUAUCACCUUCAGCAUGCUGAUAUUCUGUGCAGUCUGGGUCACCUUCAUCCCAGCAUAUGUCAGUUCCCCUGGGAAAUUGACCGUGGCUGUGGAGAUAUUUGCCAUUCUUGCUUCCAGUUUUGCACUAAUAUUGUGUAUAUUUGCUCCAAAGUGUUUCAUUAUAUUAUUUCAGCCAGAGAAAAACACAAAGAAACAUUUAAUGAACAAAAGUCAAUAUUAAAACAUAAAGUUUGGAGAAAACUAA